Messenger RNA from Entelurus aequoreus (snake pipefish), 3598 nucleotides. It is a transcript of the gene mgarpa, whose product is annotated as mitochondria localized glutamic acid rich protein a. The record is from RefSeq and is a predicted model, not a curated record. Gene Ontology annotation, cellular component: mitochondrion. The transcript has 8 exons. The coding region runs from base 223 to 1989 and encodes 588 amino acids. Lineage: Eukaryota; Metazoa; Chordata; Actinopteri; Syngnathiformes; Syngnathidae. Gene Ontology annotation, biological process: anterograde axonal transport.
CAUCCAUCCAUUAGCCAAAGAAGGAGGAGCACGUAGUGACGGCAAACUCGAUUAUUUUUACUGACUCAAGUCGUACUCCAGCCAGUCUGUUGAAGACUCGCGGGUUUUGAACGACUCGGUCAUCUCUGGUUAUCCGCCAUUGCUCCGCUGUCACACACACCGACCCCAGACCAGCUCGGGCAGUCUCCAGUGACGACACGCUAGCAGCCACGUAACGAAGAUAUGUUUUCCUGCAGAGCGGCCUGGCAAAGGUGUGGACCUUUGGCGAGGACAGCAGCCUUCAACUUGCCGCGGAAUGGUUUGCAACGGAGGCAAAUGUCAUCUAUGCCUGGUGGCUCUGGAGAAAACAUACUUUACGCUGUGCUGUGUGGUGGAGCCUUUGUUGGUGCUGUAACAUACGUAUACAAGACUGUGUCCACUGACAAUGCCAAGUACAAAGAUCGCAUUGAGGAAAUCAAUGCUAGACGCAAGGAAGAGUGGGUUCCCAAACCAUGGCCUCCUCAGAGCAAGAAUGAUGAUGAGGAUGGCCCAGAAGAGGAGGCAGCUGAAGAUGCCAGUCAAGAAGGAGGUGGUGAUGCAGCAGCUGAGUCGGAGACUGAGACGGAAGCAGUUGUAGAAAUUGUUGCCGAGGUUGCUGUGGUGGCAGAGGAAGUUGCGGAAGCUGCCCAAGAAGUGCAGGCUGACGCAGACGAAGUGCCCCAAGUAGCAGAAGAUGUUGAGGAGACUGCCCAUGCCAUUGCUGAACAAGUUGCUGCUGAGGACCCUGAAAGCAACGUGCUGCAGACAGUAUCCCCUACGCCGGAGAUAACUGAAGUAAGGGAAGAAGCAGUGUGUGCUGAAGUUGCUGAUGAGGCAGCACCAGAGGAUAUACCCCCUCCACCAGAAGAAAUUAUAUCCAUGGAUGAAUGUUCACCUGUGAUACUGGAAUACAAGGACGCAGAUGAAGACAUCUCAGGGCCAACAAAAGCUGUACCAUUAGUGGAGGAGCUUCCAACACUAUUAAACCUUGCACCAGCAAUUGAGGAAGUUCUCAUACCUGUAGAGUCUACACCAAUACUUGAGGAGGCCGCAAUAAUUUUGGAAGCUGCACCUGCAAUAGAAGAAACGUCUACACUAGUGGAGGCUGCAACUGUAGAAGAGGUUGCACCAGUGGUGGAGGAAGUUGUCAUACCUGUAGAGGCUGCACCAAUGCUUGAGGAGGCUGCAAUAAUUUUGGAAGCUGCACCUGCCAUUGAAGAAACCCCUACGAUAAUAGAGGCUGCUACUGCAGAAGAGGUUGCACCAGUGGUUGAGGAAGUGCUCAUACCUGUAAAGGCUGCACCAAUGCUUGAGGAGGCUGCAGUAAUUUUGGAAACUGCACCUGCCAUUGAAGAAAACUCUGCACUAGUGGAAGCUGCAACUGCAGAGGACGUUGCACCAGUAGUUAGGGAAGUGCUUGCACAUGUUGAGGAUGUCUUUGCUGCAUCUGUGAUUGAGGAGGCCCCAUUAUCAGUUGUGUCACAAGUUGUGGAGGAGGAUCCUACCCUGAUAGAUGAACUACCAGUAAAUGAGGUGGCUCUCGCACCAUUUGCGGCUGCACCACUGUUUGAGGAGGCCCCUGUGACUGCAGACGCAGCACAAACCGUUAAAGAACUAUUGGCAGAAGUGAUUGAGGAGGCCCAUGCACAAGUAAAGUUAGCCUCAGUUGUUGAGGACUCCAUCUUACCAAUACAGACUGAACCAGUCAUUGAGGAUGUUCCUCCAACAGAGGAGGCUGCUGCAGAAUCAAAUAUCAACCUAACUAGCCUGAUAGCGGGAGACGCAUCGCCAGCUCCAGUGGAGACCCGAGAAGAAGAACCCAAACGGGAGUUCAUUGUUGUGGUUCUGGAAGGAACACCUAAGGUAGAUAAAUCACCUAGGGUUCUAGGAGUGGCACCAAUAAGUGGAAGAAUUAUCCCAGCUCCAGAAGAUGAGGACAAGCGGAGUCUUCUUAGGAUGCAAAUGCAGUAGUUAUAAGGUAACAUUUCCUGAAUGACAACUUCCUGUGUAACAGAAGAAGAGGGGUGUGCCUUUGUCAACUUGUUUUUCCUUUUAUGCACAAAUGGGAUUUGAAAAGGGUGUGCUAUUAUUGCAAUGUGAAAUAUACAUUAAAUAGUUAUUACAUGUACACUGUAGGUGACAAUCCAAGUCUAGGAAGCACUUAAAGGGAAAGGUUUUUUAGUGAACCACUGAAGACACUUCUGAGCCAUUUAUUUUACUGUUCAAUACUUUACUAACUCUUGAACACUCCUUGUAUAUGUUCAUCCUUUCUUCCAUCAGUCAUGUGAUAUGCUUGUACAGUGUUCUCUACCUACUGUACAAAUCAUUACAAAUUCAAAACUGUUUUACUUUGGUUUGUCUUUGACAGCUGCCGUGACUAUGUAGCAAAUUCACCUACCUCAAAUGUUCCUCAUUUCCACAGACCUCAUCCAUGUCAAACACAUUUUAAAGCAACAAAACACUGCGCUACGCUGCUAUCAUCCUUAGUUGUCACACUAUAAUACGCAAUAUAUAUAUAUAUGAAUAUAUAUAUAUAUAUGAAUAUAUAUAUAUAUAUAUAUAUAUGAAUAUAUAUAUAUAUAUAUAUAUAUAUAUAUAUAUAUACAUAUAUAUGGCAUUUUAUAUCAUAUAUCUAAGAUCAGGAAACUUGGAAUUCAUUCAAUUUGGCACUCAGGGUUUUUUAAACAUAUAACCAUGGAAUGCAAUCUGUCCUAUUUUGAACAUAAAUUCUAUUAAAAAGUGUAUUUUUCUAGACAACCUUAACCAUUUGAUGGAAAUGUGUAUUUCUUGUAUGGAUUUACAUCAUUUUUGAAUAUUUUUAAUCUCAACAAUUCAAAUGAAAACACAAAGCCCUUCCUGCGAGCUUCCCUUUCCGAGCAGAAGGUAUUGUUAGAUAGGGAUCACUUUUAUUCACGGUAACAAUAAGUGAGUGUGGCUGUGCAGGUGGGAGUGUCAAAGCAGGGGGUUGGGAAUUUUUUAAUUGAUUAAACUUUUUUUCUCUGCAAUUUAAUGUCCUUAAAUUUAUCUGAACAAUGAUCCAACAAACUGAAAAAAGGAGGCAGAAGUCAGCAAUGCACAGAUUGAGCGACACACAGGAGCUCUCUCAAGUUUACGUACCUGUCACUCCAACGAGAAGGACCCGCCCCUGUCGCUGCGGGGCCAAUCACAGGCAACCUCGCUUUAUAGUCACGUGUUUGGAUGUAAAAUAGUACCGGUAGUAGUUUUGUAACACACCGAUAGGAGAGCGAAUUGCCCAUCCUCCACCUCAGCAAAGAAGCCAGAUAUAUAAGUAUUCCCUGCUCCAUCUUUUCACCAAUUUGGAGGGUUGAAGCAGGUUUGCAGCAAGUGCAGAAUAGAAUGUGACGACAUGCCAGUAACGAUGUAUGUUGAAGAAAUGUCUGUAAAUACUUCAAUCAGAAGUUACAGCUUUGUUGGUAGAGUUUACAUGUUCUAGUUCUAUUUCCUCAUUUUGCACGUUCCAUUAUUACUAUCCUUCAGUGUUUUAUGUCCCUGGUGCUAAAAGCAAUUGAAAAUAAAACAUGGUAUUUCUUCUGUUACAGAAUAAAAGGAGUUGAAAAUA